Molecule: messenger RNA, 1711 nt
Organism: Protopterus annectens (West African lungfish)
Lineage: Eukaryota; Metazoa; Chordata; Ceratodontiformes; Protopteridae
Gene: PPIE
Product: peptidylprolyl isomerase E
Exons: 10
Coding region: 113-1024 (303 amino acids)
Biological process (GO): protein folding; protein peptidyl-prolyl isomerization
Cellular component (GO): intracellular membrane-bounded organelle
Molecular function (GO): RNA binding; peptidyl-prolyl cis-trans isomerase activity
Source: RefSeq, a predicted model, not a curated record
AUCAAUCACCACGAACUUACCAUUCACAAUGCGGCCGCUAGAACGGAGGAGUAGGUUGGAGGCAGGAUUUGUUUCUGAAGGGAAUAGUUGAAAGGUCAAAGAUUUAGGCAUCAUGGCGUCUACUAAACGUGUUGUUUAUGUUGGCGGACUUGCAGAAGAGGUAGAUGAGAAGGUGCUCCAUGCUGCUUUCAUUCCUUUUGGGGAUAUCAUGGACAUUCAGAUUCCACUGGACUAUGAAACUGAAAAGCACCGUGGGUUUGCCUUUGUUGAGUUUGAAAAUGCAGAGGAUGCUGCAGCUGCAAUAGAUAACAUGAAUGAAUCUGAACUCUUUGGAAGAACAAUCAGAGUGAACUUGGCCAAACCUAUGAGGAUAAAAGAAGGUUCUUCCAGACCUGUUUGGUCAGAUGAUGACUGGCUGAAGAAGUUUUCAGGGAAGACUGUAGAAGAAGAAAAGAAUGAAGAACAUAGCAGUGAAGCAGAGAAAUCUGAAACAACACAAGAGGGGGAACCACCUGCAAAGAAAUCAAGAGGAAAUCCUCAGGUUUAUAUGGACAUCAAAAUUGGAAACAAACCAGCAGGCAGAAUCUGCAUUUUGUUGCGUAAUGACAUUGUACCAAUGACAGCUGAGAAUUUUCGGUGUCUCUGUACCCAUGAGAAAGGCUUUGGAUACAAAGGAAGCAGCUUUCACCGCGUUAUUCCACAAUUCAUGUGCCAGGGAGGGGACUUCACUAACCACAAUGGUACUGGUGGAAAAUCCAUCUAUGGCAAGAAAUUUGCAGAUGAAAACUUCAUCCUAAAACACACAUCGGCAGGUAUUUUGUCCAUGGCAAAUUCUGGCCCCAACACCAAUGGCUCUCAGUUCUUUAUCACGUGUGAUAAAACUUACUGGCUGGAUGGAAAGCACGUAGUAUUCGGCGAGGUGAUGGAAGGGAUGGAUGUUGUCAAGCAGAUUGAGGCUCAAGGAACAAAGGAUGGGAAACCCAAACAAAAAGUGAUAAUUUCAGAUUGUGGAGAGUAUGUCUGACCGUCAAGAAGAAAUAUAGGAUAGUGACCUUGAAGAUCCAUGAGACACAAGUAAACUUGUGUGAAUAGCGGGUGGCUCAAAUUUUAGUAAAAUAGAAGCAACCUGUGGCACAAGGAUAAAUGAGGACACCCUUCUUUUUGUGGACCAUUUUGGGGAAGUUUACACCUUGCUCUUCAUAUACAGAGAGAAUUGUAUGGUCAUCCUACAGUGUGCUAACAUAACACUUUCCAUCAUGGAUGGAGUAAAGUUCACAUUUUGUAUGAAAUAUAUGGAGAUGUUACACCUGGACUACUUUUUUUCAUGUGUGUUGCAACCAUUCUGCUUUGUAAAAUAAAAUGUGGCAAAACUGUAACCUAACACUGUUUGAUAAGUUAUGCUUUUCUGCUGAGCUCAGUAAUGUUCACCAACUUGUUUCAGCAAAGUAGAAGAGAAACGAUAAAAGCAGCAACUGUGCAUGUGUGCAGGUCGUGUUAUGAGCAGUUUUCUUCACCAAAGUUCAGUUUGACUGUGAGCUUAACAUGAUUAUGUUUUCAAGGUCUACUUGCAUGAAGGCAGUUGUAUUUUCAUCUGCCCUUUUUGCAUAUUCUUUUUUAUGUAAUAUAACUGUAGAUAGUACUGCCAAAAUGCUGUAUAUUUGAGAAAACAUGACAUUUGUUAAUAAAAUAUAAAAAAUGUAUGUAAAAUUUU